AAUACUCCCAACUACUAUAUUCAAAGAGAGUUGAGAAACCACUCUUCAACAUUGAAGCCAUGGUGUCCCUUCACAAAGCUUUGACAGAGAGCCCAAAAACACAAGCUUCUAUUGCAGAAUUUCAAGCUUUACCAAAGAAGAGAAGCUGGGAAGAUACACUCACCAAAGAAUUCUUCAAAGAUCACACUGAUGCAGAGAAAAGUAAACCCAUCUUUGACAUAGAGCUACACCUCAAGACACCAUUGCCUUCAGAUAAAUGGCAACAAUAUCUCAGUAUUCAGUCAGGGCAGAUACACUUCUGUAACACAAGGAUGGAUAUGAAAACACCAGACUCUCAGAGUCAAUGCGGACCACAAUUUAAAACCCUGCCUGAGUAUGAAGAGGCAUCUCUUGGUCAAAUGAGCUUAGACCUUGAGCUGAACUUGACAUGUGAAUCAGUGAAGAAGAUCAGGAAAGAAGACAGCGAUGACAUGAGUGAGAAGAAGAAGAAUUCUGGUUCCCUCUUGAUUGAAUCAAGCAAUAACAAAAAGGAUUCAUGUGUUUUAACUCAAACUCCAUCAUGGUUAUCAUCAGAAGGUGAUGAUCACAAUGAGAUGAUCGCAGCAGUUUGCAUGAGGUGUCACUUGUUGGUGAUGCUUUGCAAAUCAUCUCCUUCAUGCCCAAACUGCAAAUUCAUGCACCCACCAGAUCAGAGCCCUUCACAGUUCUUGAAGAGAAGAAGGUUCAGCCUCUUGUGCUGAUCAGCAACUAGCAGAAACUUAUUCAAUAAUUCUAAGCUUUGUCUUUUAAUUCCCUUAUGAAUAGACUAAGUUUCUCUUUAUAUUGUAGCUAUAUGUUCCAAACAAAGGGUGGUGUUUAUUCUACUACCUCUAAAUUAGUGGUAAUUUGACUAUUAGAAUGAGUGCCAAUAUUGGUGUAACUAACCUAGUGUGUGAUGAUCAUAUUUUUGUACAAAUUUGAAUUAGAGUGUUCUUCAUUAUCCUUAAUUUAUGUGUGUUGUCUA
Messenger RNA from Lotus japonicus, 1003 nucleotides. RefSeq lists its product as uncharacterized. Lineage: Eukaryota; Viridiplantae; Streptophyta; Magnoliopsida; Fabales; Fabaceae. The record is from RefSeq and is a predicted model, not a curated record. The transcript has 2 exons. The coding region runs from base 60 to 740 and encodes 226 amino acids.